UUAUUGAAAUGUUUAGAAGAGAAAAAAUCACAUAUAAUAAAGGAGCUAACUUUAAUAAAAAGUACUUACAAAUGAAGAUUAGGCAUUAUUUAGAAAGAAUUGAUUAAAAAGAUUGGUUAGGAGAGACAGAUCAUUGAAUUUUUGAAAUUCCUAUUAAAU
Paramecium octaurelia is the source of this 159-nucleotide messenger RNA. The record is from the annotation of a GenBank genome assembly. NCBI's taxonomy places the organism in Eukaryota, Ciliophora, Oligohymenophorea, Peniculida, Parameciidae.